This is a messenger RNA of Paramecium sonneborni, 1227 nucleotides long. The record is from the annotation of a GenBank genome assembly. Lineage: Eukaryota; Ciliophora; Oligohymenophorea; Peniculida; Parameciidae.
AUGCUAAAUUUAAAUUAUGAAUCUAAAGAGAUAUAUACUUUUAAAAACAUUGAUCAAAUUUUAAAAGUUCUUUAGUAUGAUGAUUUUGGAAUAUUUAAUAUAAAUUUCGAGAAAAAUACAAUUACAUAUUACAUAAAUCAUUUAAGAUGUAUUAGAUUAUCAGAUUUGUUAUUUUGGAUUGUAAUUAAUGAAUCAUUAUAAAUAAUAUAGGAAAACGAUUUAGUUAGAAUUUAUUUAGAGUAGUUACUCGUUUUAGUUCUAAAAUUAUUAGAAAAGGUUGACUUUUUAGAAUCUCAAGAAAUCAAACAUAAUUAUCUUGAUGAAAAUAGAAUCUGGCUCGUAUAAGAGUAAACUAGUUCUAGUCCUAGUCUCAUUUCUCAAUUUCUAUUAUAUGAAAUACAUUUCACAGGAUAUUAAUGUCCAUUUUAUGAAAAGUAUUCAAAAAAAAUUUAAAUUACUACUCAAAUUAAAAUUAUUGUCAAACUGAUUUUAGAAAAAUGUAUUGAAAAUAUAGGUUUAAAACAAAAAAUAACUCCAUUAAGUAAAAAAGAUAUAUUACAAUCUAUAAUUGAUAAAUGCAAAGACAAUUCAAACAUUUCUGAAAUUUAGAAAUCAAUUCAAGAUUUAUUAUAAAAAUAUAAUUAUAAAGAGAAUAUUUAGAAUAAUAUUUUUUAGUUUUUGGAUAUUUAUGAUGAUUCUAUCAAUUCAGACAGAAAUAAAUAAAUAGAAUCAGUGAAUAUCCAAAUCAAUUAAAUUAUUGAACAUGUAAAGUAGGAUGGAUAAUUGUAAAUUGAAAUCCUAUUGCAAUAUAUAAUUCCAAUUAUAAGUAAGUAGGUGGCUUAAAAUUCAAAAGCUAAUUUAGAUUAUAAAAAUUUUGUCGAAAAGAAAAGAGAAUUUUUAGCCUAACAAGAGUUAUAAUUAAAAUAAAAUAUUUAAUAAUCAAUUAAACAUGAAAUAUCAAACUCCAUAAAUGAGUAUGAAAAGGAAUUUAGGUUUUAAAUUACUUAGUCAGAAAUAAAUUAAAUAGAAAAUGAAAUUAUUAGUUCAAUUUUUUGCUCUCAAUAGGUUAAAUACUUUAAUAAUACAUACUGGCUUCAUUUUAAUAAUUAGGAAAUAGUUGAACGCAAGAUCGUAGUUGUAAGCAAAAUUAUUGUUGAUGAGGUUAAGGAUAAAAUAAAAUUAUUAUACAUGUUUAAAAUACUAGAGUUGAUUGAUAAUCUGAUAUGA